Pseudomassariella vexata is the source of this 1866-nucleotide messenger RNA. RefSeq names its product TAP domain-containing protein. Gene Ontology annotation, biological process: poly(A)+ mRNA export from nucleus. NCBI's taxonomy places the organism in Eukaryota, Fungi, Ascomycota, Sordariomycetes, Amphisphaeriales, Pseudomassariaceae. The annotation marks the transcript as partial. The transcript is spliced from 2 exons. Gene Ontology annotation, molecular function: protein binding; RNA binding. The record is from RefSeq and is a predicted model, not a curated record. Gene Ontology annotation, cellular component: nucleus.
CGCGGAGGCAUCAGCAAACGUCGCGGUGGCGGUGCCACCAGGAUCGAUAGAGAUGGCGACCUCGACAUGGACGCACCCGUUGUGAAUGGUGCUGCCCGUGGCACGAAAGACAGUCCCGCGCCAACUGAGCCUGGCCGGAGAUCUACACGGUCCACCACGACGUCAUGCCGCCCGCCCAAGCCGACGACAAGAGCACAACAAGCGGUCGCAAGAGUUAUCAGCAGUGGCACUGGUAGUCUGGCUUCUCGUAUUUCCAGCGGAAUUGAUACAUCAUCAAGAGCUGGUCGCGCUUCUCGCCCGAUAAAUGCUGCCGAUACGAUGACACUUAAGGUCGACGGACUCAAGACCAGCAGGGCCGUUACUAAUUCUGACGGCGGUCUCAAGGCUCUCUUGACGUUCCUUGAGCGCAAGGCAGCAACCGUUGGAAAGCUCAGCCGCACCGUUAGGAUCAAGAAGUCACAAUUGAAGGGUGACUCUGUCUACAUCACAACAAGUAAAGACGACGGAGAGGAAAUUUUGAAGAUCAAUGGCUUCGAGUUUGCUGCAACCAAGCUGGCCAUUUCUGACGCCACUGAAGAAGCUCCCGCGACUUCGGCAGGCACACAAGAGGUUAAGGAGCUGUUGACCAACGUUCUCAGCCUGCGAUACGAUCAAGGCACGAAGCUGUUGAAUCUCGCCAAUCUGGGCCAAGAUGCACGACUGAACGAGAUGGGAGUCUUCAAUGAGAGCAACCCAUUAAAGGUGUUCCGAGCCUUGAUGGCCAUCUGCGACGAAAAGUUCAAGACUGCCCAGGCAAAGCGCGAGGCCAUUGUCAGUGUCAGUCUGGCAGGCAACAACAUCGACGAUGUGACUCAAAUAUCGUCCUUGACCGACACGUUUCCGGAUCUCACCAACCUGGACCUCAGCUACAAUCAGUUCAAGGAGCUGAAGUCCUUGCGGAAAUGGAGCCGCCGCCUCCGCAACAUGGAAACACUCCUUCUCAAUGGCAAUCCCAUCGAACAGCACGAACCACUUUACCAGAACGAGUUGAAAGCGUGGUUUCCCAAGCUCCAGAAUCUUAGCGGCAGUCAGGUACGCACCGCCGAAGAGGUUGCUGCGGCAGACAGUGUGUCUAAGCCCACUCCGAUCCCAAACAUUGGACCCGACUUCCGCGACAUCAACCGCGUGGGUGAAACUUUCAUCACAGAGUUCAUGCAAAUGUAUGAUGUCGAUCGGCAAAAUUUGGUAGCCAAGUAUUAUGACGACAAAAGCACUUUCUCUCUCACCGUCAAUACUCGUGCCCCAUACGCACCCGAUGUGCCGCUCUCUCCUUGGACGUCUUACAUCAAGCUCUCCCGUAACCACACCAAGAUCACUACCCAGCAUGGGAGACAGCAACGCCUCUUUGUCGGUACGAGUCUCAUCCAGAGCGCUUGGCAGAACUUACCACCUACUAGGCAUCCAGAUCUCACUACCCAAUUCGACAAGUAUACCAUAGAUUGCCACCCAGUUGGCGGAUUUAUCGAUCCAUCUGGCCAGAAUGCCGCUGGGGUUGACGGCAUGAUCAUGACACUCCACGGGGAAUUUGAGGACCAAGACCCGGACACUAAGAAAACGGCGAAGCGAACUUUCUCCCGCACAUUUCUACUCGGCCCUGGGGCUCCUGGUAGACAUCCCAUUCGCGUCGUCAGCGAUAUGCUGUCCUUGAAGGCCUAUAACCCGCUCCCCCCUGUCACGCCGGUUGCAGCGUCGGCUUCGUCGGAAGAUGCCCAGAAGCAGCAGAUGGUGCUUGAACUGUGCCAGCAGAGUGGCAUGACGCCCGAGUAUUCCAAGUUCUGCCUCGAGGCAGCCAACUGGAAUUUUGAUCAAGCCAUGGUCACGUUCAAC